CCGAUAGAUAGAUCGCAUGUUGCUUUUUAUGUAGCACAUUCAAUUUUUAGGCUGACUGGAUCACGACGCCAGUUUCCCUUGGCUGUGUAACUAACUAGCUACUGUAGCUGUCAUUCAAAGUUAGCGCUAAACAGGUGGCUAGCGAAGAUGAAUGUCCCUAAAACUGGAUACCGGGUCUUCUCUGCAAACUCCACCGCCGCAUGCACAGAACUAGCCAAAAGGAUUACAGAACGUCUGGGAGUGGAGUUGGGCAAAUCUGUGGUGUUCCAGGAGUCCAACAGAGAGACAAGAGUGGAUGUAAAAGAGUCUGUACGUGGCCAGACCAUCUUCAUCAUUCAGACCAUUCCCAGAGAUGUAAACACCGCCAUCAUGGAGCUGCUAGUCAUGGCGUACGCCCUAAAGACCUCCUGUGCUAAGAACAUCAUUGGAGUCAUCCCCUACUUUCCCUACAGCAAACAGUGUAAAAUGAGGAAGAGGGGCUCCAUUGUUUGCAAACUGCUAGCUUCCAUGCUAGCCAAAGCAGGUCUCACCCACAUCAUCACCAUGGACCUACACCAGAAGGAGAUUCAGGGGUUCUUCAGCUUUCCUGUCGACAACCUGCGAGCCUCACCCUUUCUGCUUCAAUAUAUACAAGAGGAGGUUCCUGAUUACAGAAAUGCCAUCAUUGUUGCCAAGUCUCCCUCAGCAGCUAAGAGGGCUCAGUCGUAUGCGGAGCGUCUGCGUCUGGGUUUGGCUGUGAUGCAUGGAGAGGCCCAGUGUUCUGAGUCUGACAUGGCUGACGGCCGACACUCCCCUCCCUGUGUUCGUAACACCUCUGGUCAUCCAGGUCUCGACCUGCCCCUGAUGAUGGCCAAGGAGAAGCCCCCCAUCACAGUGGUGGGAGACGUGGGAGGCAGAAUCGCCAUCAUCGUGGAUGACAUCAUCGAUGAUGUGGAGGACUUUGUGGCAGCAGCAGAGAUCCUGAAGGAGAGAGGAGCCUACAAAAUUUACAUCAUGGCCACACAUGGCCUGCUGUCUGCCGACGCGCCCAGGCUCAUAGAGGAGUCUGCGAUAGACGAGGUGGUGGUGACUAACACUGUGCCCCAUGAGGUGCAGAAGCUUCAGUGUCCUAAGAUCAAGACUGUAGAUGUGAGCAUGAUCCUUGCAGAGGCCAUCAGGCGCAUCCACAAUGGAGAGUCCAUGGCCUACCUGUUCAGGAACAUCACCGUAGAUGACUAGACCUCGCACACUCAUGGACUCAUCUCAGUGGUCUCUUCUGGUCUCCUGUUUGGGCUCAGGCUGAAUGCACUGGAGGAAGAACCUCACAGCUUCUCUUGCUAUUCUUCUUUAGAAGAAUAGCAAGGUGAAAAGAAUGAAAACAAAAAGGUUUUGAUUUAAGUUAGGACUAUAGACAUUCUCUCCCUGCUCCCUCCCUCCUUCCACCUCUCCCUGCUCUCUCCAUCCAUUCCGACAGAAAUGGAACUUUGAGUUGAUGGGAUGAAACAAAAAAGUGUUAGCACUCCUGAUUGAACACUUCAGUAUUUGAAUGCAAUCAGGUAAAUGUUGUUCUUUAACCCUCCCUGUCAUCUUCAUAGUUGUGAUGCCUUGUACAUCCUCUACUCUUAUCUUCUGCCCCGCCAACCCUUCUCUCCUCCAAACCCUCCUCCCAUACUCCUCACCCCUUUGUCCUCCUCCCUAACCCUCCUCCUUAACUCUUUCCCUCCUUUCCUCCCCUCUUAACUCUCCUGUAUAAAUCGGAGAGGCCAGACAGAGGGUUAAGAAUGAAUGAAUAUUCAGCCAUGUUGUUUAACAAUGUUUCCCUAUUGUAAAACAUUUCAAUGUAAUCCACUGAUGUCCUGUUGGGAAACGAGCCCUUGUUUCUGCCCACCAAUGAAUUUAUCAUAAUCUUAGUAUCCCAGCAACUUCAUUAUCCUUGUCACUUAUUGCAGUCGGUCAACUGUCACUUGUGAAAGUCUUUAUGUAAAUAUACUUUAUGCAAUAAGCUGUCUGUGUAUUUCUGAAUGGAUUUAAUGUGUUCCAUUAAAUGGAUCUUGUA
Molecule: messenger RNA, 2035 nt
Organism: Osmerus eperlanus (European smelt)
Lineage: Eukaryota; Metazoa; Chordata; Actinopteri; Osmeriformes; Osmeridae
Product: phosphoribosyl pyrophosphate synthase-associated protein 1
Exons: 10
Coding region: 148-1218 (356 amino acids)
Biological process (GO): purine nucleotide biosynthetic process; 5-phosphoribose 1-diphosphate biosynthetic process
Cellular component (GO): ribose phosphate diphosphokinase complex; cytoplasm
Molecular function (GO): magnesium ion binding; ATP binding; ribose phosphate diphosphokinase activity
Source: RefSeq, a predicted model, not a curated record